CAAACCAGUCAAGUCUGCAUAGUGGAAUUCUUCUACUGCUACGGUGGAGCAGUAAAUUUUCUACAUUGUUAUUAAAUAAUUACCUAAAAUAUAGCACCAGUGUAUUUCUAUUUUAAAACAAAUGUUUUUUUUGUACCAUCUAUAGACAUAUUUAGGAUGUUCAAAUUAUUUUCCAAAAUAGUUGGCAGAAGUUUGCAGCGUCAAGAUGCCUUUCACAGAGAAUGCCAGCAAAAUAUCCAAACUGUCGUGAGUCUAUUUUACACAAAGAAGAUAUGGUUUAGUGAUGGGCCUGUAGCCAAAUCUGACGGAGAUAAUUUUCGCCAUUGCAACGUGGGUACGAUUGGGCACGUGGACCAUGGCAAGACCACAUUAACCUCGGCUAUAACAAAAAUACUCGCUGAGAAGGGCUUGGCACAGUAUCAAUCAUAUGACCAGAUCGACCGGGCGCCCGAGGAAAAAGCUCGUGGUAUAACAAUUAAUGCUUGUCACAUAGGAUACGCAACUACAGAACGAACUUAUGCACAUACCGAUUGUCCAGGCCAUGCCGAUUACAUAAAGAAUAUGAUAUCUGGCGCGUCACAAAUGGACGGCGCAAUUUUAGUAGUAGCCGCCACCGAUGGCCAAAUGCCUCAGACGCGUGAACAUCUUCUACUUGCUAAACAGGUUGGCAUCGAAAGGAUUAUUGUAUUCAUAAACAAAGCUGAUUUAGUUGAUCAGGAAGUAUUAGAACUGGUUGAAAUAGAAAUGCGUGAAAUGCUAACCGAUUUUGGAUUUGACGGAAUUGAAAGUCCGGUAAUCUGCGGUUCAGCAUUGCUUGCAUUAAAUGGCGACACAUCCCCAUUCGGAGUACCGGCUAUUGAAAGUUUGCUCCGACAUUUGGACGCGUACGUGCCGACGCCAAAGCGUGACUAUACAUCUCCAUUUAUAUUGCCCAUUGACAAUGCGUUUACGGUAUCGGGUCGUGGUACGGUGGUCGUUGGCACUCUUAAACGUGGAACUAUGCUUAAAAACGAUUUAGCCGAUUUGCUGGGUUUUAAUCAGAAUAUCAGAACUAGUAUCGGAGAUGUACAAAUUUUCAAGCAAAGUGUGUCGAAGGCGGUGGCAGGUGAAAAUAUUGGUGCAUUAUUGCGUGGUGUUAAAAUCUCAAAUGUGGAGCGAGGCAUGCUAUUGUGCGCAGCUGACACCGAGAAUAUUUCGAAUCACUUCGAAGCAUCCAUCUACCUCUUAUCGCGUGCAGAAGGUGGCCGAACUAAACCUAUGCUAUCUAAAUACAUACAACAAUUAUUUAGUGCAACUUGGAAUGUGCCGGCUCGGAUUGACUUCGUACCAUCCGAUGGUAUGUUAAUGCCGGGCGAGCAUGGAAAGGUGCGAAUUACGUUGCUGCGUAAAAUGGUUCUGAUACCAGGUCAAGCUUUUACAAUAAGAGAAAAUGGCGCGACAGUUGCAACGGGCAUGAUUACAGAACGAAAGCCUUCGCUAGAUAUACCUAAGAAUAAAUUAUCAAAAAUUGUGGUAACUUGUUGAGUUCAUUACAAAAACAGAAAAAAUUUAAAUAAAGUGCGAGUUAUUAAAGUA
Molecule: messenger RNA, 1575 nt
Organism: Anastrepha obliqua
Lineage: Eukaryota; Metazoa; Arthropoda; Insecta; Diptera; Tephritidae
Gene: mEFTu2
Product: elongation factor Tu
Exons: 4
Coding region: 157-1524 (455 amino acids)
Biological process (GO): mitochondrial translational elongation
Cellular component (GO): mitochondrion
Molecular function (GO): translation elongation factor activity; GTPase activity; GTP binding
Source: RefSeq, a predicted model, not a curated record